Microplitis mediator is the source of this 4356-nucleotide messenger RNA. Its product is annotated as scavenger receptor class B member 1-like. Gene Ontology annotation, cellular component: membrane; cytoplasm. Bases 414 to 2210 code for a protein of 598 amino acids. NCBI's taxonomy places the organism in Eukaryota, Metazoa, Arthropoda, Insecta, Hymenoptera, Braconidae. The record is from RefSeq and is a predicted model, not a curated record. Gene Ontology annotation, molecular function: scavenger receptor activity. The transcript has 8 exons.
GACGAUAUUUUUCAAAGUCGCUCAAUCAGUGUCUGCACUUUUGCACGGUAUCGCAAGCCGGGAGGUUCAUUAUACGUGGGAGUACUAGCAGUAAAUCUUACCAAGUCAAUUAAAAUAAAAAUAUAACUGGCUAUUUUAGAUUUUUACAUUUGAGUUUACUCCUCACAUAAUUUGAAUAAAGUUACAAUACUUGCGUUUACCAUUGAAAUAAGUCAGAGAUUUAAACGAGUGUAUAGACGGCACGCGUUCGGAUACGUCGUCAAAUAUUUUCUUUAUCUCAGUGAUUUUAUUAUUUGAUAAAUAUUAUUAUUUACAAAGUGAUAGUGAUUUAAUUAUUACCACUUUAUUGUCUAAUUGAUAAUAUUUAACAGUUUAAAUAUAUAUAUAUAUAUAUAUAAAAUACAUAAUCCAAAAUGAAAGAUUUAAUGUCUAUUUGGAGUCGUUUGGCUGGCCGACAUUAUUCAUCUGUCAAUCCAAAUGUUAAUCGUCAACCAAGCGCGAAUGAUCUUGAUGAUUAUUCAGACAGUGACCCGAGUAAUGUUCAUUCAAAAUCUGCAAUUGUAGUAAACAAUUUUUUCAAUAGAUCAUUACCCGUACAUUCAGACGGCAGACGAAAAUGGCCAAAGAGUAUCUUCACAUUUAUGAGUCUAGGCCUUCUUGGUAUAACUUUCGGUGUGUUAAUACUCGUAAUUCAGCCCUACGAGCUACUUUUUAAAUUAAAAGUUAUGUUCAGCGACAAUGGUGAAAUUUUUGAAUUGUGGAGGAAGCCGCCAGUAGAAUUGUACCUAAAAGUUUACUUAUUUAACGUAACUAAUCGUGAAGAAUACAUAUCAGGCAUCGAUUCUAAACUGAAGUUCAAAGAAAUCGGCCCGUAUGUUUAUAGAGAACAUUUAGAGCAUUCAAAUAUAACCUUUAAUGAAAAUGGAACAGUAACCGCAAUUCCAAAGCAUCCACUCACAUAUAUACCAGAAUUAAGUGGUGGAGCUGAAGAUGAUAUUCUCAUCUUACCGAACAUUGCAUUACUGAGUAUCGCCAAUGUUAUGAAAGAUGCUUCAAUAAUUACAACCUGGCCAUUGAAUGCUUUGAUCAAACAGUCAGAUUCACAUCCACUUGUAAGAAUGACAGCACGAGAAUUUAUGUUUGGUUACAAAUCUAGUCUUGUUACACUCGGCAACAGUUUUAUGCCAUCAUGGAUUAAAUUUGAUAAACUUGGAUUAAUUGAUCGGAUGUAUGACUUUGAUGGUGAUUUUGAAACUGUUUAUACCGGAGAGAAAGACAUAAGAAAAACUGGACUAAUUGAAAAAUAUAAUGGUGAUGUCAAUCUACCUCAAUGGACUGGCAAAUGUGGAAACGUCAAUGGUGCAAGUGAUGGAGCCAAAUUUCCAAGUUAUAUUGAACCAAAUGACACACUAAUAUUUUACAGAAAAAGUCUUUGUCGUAGUGCUAAAAUGGUACGGAUAGGUGAGAAAGAUGUUAAAGGUCUACAUACAUAUAAAUAUAAAUUUAUGGACAAUGAAUUAGACAAUGGAGCUAAUAAUUCUGAAAAUAAAUGUUUUUGUCGUGAAGGUCGAUGCUUACAGCCAGGUUUAAUUGAUGUCACUGAUUGCUAUUAUGGAUUCCCUAUUGCCUUAUCGUAUCCUCAUUUUUACGAAUCAGAUCCUUCGCUUCUUGAAGGGGUAGAAGGUCUUAAACCCGAAAAAGAAAAACACGAAUCGUAUUUUUAUAUUCAACCUAAGUCAGGACUUCCAGUAGAUUUAGCUUUCCGUUUUCAAAUAAACAUGGCUUUGCAAGAUAUCAGCAGAAUUUCAAAUGUCGAGGGUUUUUCCAAUCUCGUGUUACCUCUACUGUGGUUUGAAAUCGGAAUGUAUGAGCUUCCGGAAAGUAUGAAUAACCGGUUUAUUUUGUACUUAAAUGUAUUACCAGUAGUGCAAGAUGUCGCAACCUACGCGCUUUUCCUUGGCGGAAUAAUAUUUCUCGUAUGGAGUAUCGUGAAGAUAUUAUUAUACCGACCAAAAGGAUCAUCUGGAAGAGCGAGCCAAUGGUUUGAAUCAGACCUUCAACGUAAAAGACUUAAUUUCUUCAAUGAAAAACGUAAUUCGUUCCGUGCGAAACCAAUGGACACUUAUUACAACUCGUUAUUAGAGCCUAAAGAAGAAAUGACGCCAAUGACUGCGAUGGUUAAUUCUGAGUUCAAAGAAGAUCUUGUAUAAUCUUUCUAUUGAGGAAGAAUUAAUACGUAAACCGAUAAAUGGAUCACGUAUGAGUGUGAUUCUGAAAGUUAAAUGUCGAGAUUAAUGAACAACAUCUCUCACAACACGCCAACCUGAUCAACUUCUACGUGAACAAAUAUUGAAUACUUGUUAUUUUUUUAUACUCUCAUGAUUUAAUCAAAAAAAAACAAUUGGUUUUAUAUUAUCAUACAAAGUAAAUAGCAACAGGGAUAGGAAUUAUAGAGUGAAAUCUGAUAAAAAGUAUUAGAAACAGUACGGAAAUUAAAGUGUGUUCAAAUCCGUAGAAAUUCGUUAAAAAUUACGGUUGACUUGUUCAUUAUUUCGGCGUUGAUUAUCAUUAACCCUUCGUCGGUCGCGUGCAUUUUCCACCCGAGUUAGGUCUCAUCACCGUAUUAAAUUGAACGCGCUGUUGCCAAAUGUCGAACCGCGACUUUUAUGUGUUUUUCCAGUAUUAAAAUACUUAUUUUUUCAAUAAGAAAAUUUUUCAAAGCUUUCAAUAGUUGUACCUAUUCCACAUGUGGUAAAACAGGCUUAAAUAGUGGCAGUAAAAAAACUUGGCAACAUCGCAGUUUAAAAAGGACUCGGACACUUAUUACUCGCACCGGGCGGCAGAGCGCCACUUUCUCAUACUCGGUCUAGAAUAUUAAAAUUUUCCAAGUGUUUUUAUGCUUGUAAAUAGCGUUAAAAUUUUUUGAAUAUUUCAAAGAAGGAAUUAAAUUUUUUUGAAAGCCACUAAUUCAAGCAAUUUUGAAAAAAAAAAAAAAAUAAAGUGUAGAAAAGUCGGCGCCACGCUCAUUACGCUACUGACGAAGGGUUAAUUACCAGUGGAAAAAUAACCGAAAAAGUAACCGACGGAAAAUUGAAGUGAAAAUGUGCAGAUUAUAAAAGUUACUUUAAACUAUACGUUGGUUAAGUUUUUCAACAAACAAUUUUACCGGUUAAUUUAUUUUCAUAGUGAUAAUCAUAAUCUUUGUACAAGUAGUGGAAAUAUCAAUGGUACAAGUACUGAAUUCGAUGAAAAAUAAUAAUAUACGUAAUCAUGAUAUUUAAGACAGACAUUUUUGAAUGAAAAAAUGUAUUUUCUAAGAGUUUGAUUAAUGUAAAUACUGUAAAUAUAUCAUUUAGCUGAUAAUUAAUUAAUAUAAUACUGAUAUUGCUCAUUAAUAGUCUUAGUAAACAUCUUGAAUCUCAUUUAAAUAAAUAAUUACCUCAGGUAAAUAUCAUAACUAGUGCAAUCGAUAUUCUAUAUAAAUAUAUGUACUGCAUAAAAAAGUAUAAACAAAAAUAUUAUUGACAUGACUUUUAUAUUUUUAACACGGUCACUAUUGAAAAAAAAAAAAAAAAAAUUAAAUGUCAGUUGCGAACUGUCAGUUAUAAAUUUUUGAAUCAUAUUAAAAGCAGACUUUUGUAUCAACUUUUAGUUCCGUUAAAUAAGAAAAAGCUACAUGUUAAGUGACAAUAAAUCUUGCCGUUUAUAUAUAUGUAUUUUUUUUUUUUUUAGUCAAGGAUAAUGAAGCAACUUAAUAUUAUUCAUUCAUAUAAAUAUUAUUGUCAGAUGUUAUCCGUUAUGUGAGAUCUAAAUAAUUCAUUUUUUAUCGGUAUAUCAUGUACUCAUAAAUACAACUUAUAGGGAAUAUUUAAUUUUAUAAAUAUUUUUAAAAAUAAUUCCGCGACAUUGGCCAAAUAUUUAUUAUUGUAAUGAGUAAUAAAAUAUGCUCGUUUUUUUCAUUUUUAAUGAGAAUAAACUUGAGAAUUAAUAAUGAGUAGUUUUGUCAAUAAAUAACUUUGUCGGCUAUUUCUCGCACAUACACUUUAUAUUAUACAGAUAAAUUGAUAUUUCUUGAAUUUCGAAAUAAUAAUUAUCAACAACAUACCAGAAACAUUGGGUAUACACACAUAUAUAUAUGUAUGGCCCAAAGUGUGCGGAAUUUGAAACUCUCGAUUGUGAUAGUUAAUAUUUCUUUUUCUUGUUGUAUCUUUUACACUAUUGUUUAUGUUUAUUUGUAUUUAAUAACAUGAAUCUUGCCAGAGAUGUAUUGUUAAUUAUUAAUUAUUAAUUAAUAUUGUCAAUGGUGUGAAUUCCAAUAAUUAUUGCUCAAUAAAUAAAAGUUUUUUUAUGAAAUUA